This is a messenger RNA of Theileria equi strain WA, 936 nucleotides long. RefSeq lists its product as hypothetical. NCBI's taxonomy places the organism in Eukaryota, Apicomplexa, Aconoidasida, Piroplasmida, Theileriidae. The transcript is spliced from 5 exons. The record is from RefSeq and is a predicted model, not a curated record. The coding region runs from base 1 to 936 and encodes 311 amino acids.
AUGUUUAGAAGCAGCGAAAAACGGGCCAAGAACUUCGCGACCGACCUGACACCCGAGGAGCUCGAGGGGUUGGUACAGGCGCUCAGCGAGGAGCAGAAAGCGCUUCUCCACGAGAUUAAGCAAACGUUCAUGGCAAACGUAUAUGGAAAUGAGCUGCUCUUUGACGACCUUUUUUUCGUCAGGUUCCUGAGGGCCAGGAGUUUUGACCUUAAAAAGACGACCGUUAUGCUCAACAAGUACUUUGCCUGGAGGACCGAAACUGAUGUCCCCAGGAUCAUAACGACUGACAUGACUGAAAUUCGAGAAAAACUUCGAGUACAUCAUCCGCACGCCUACCAUGGAGUAGACAAGAUGGGAAGACCCAUUUAUAUCGAAAGGAUUGGACUAUCCAAUCCAUCAAAAGCAUUGCAUGAACUAAGCACGCAGCAGCUUACAGAGUACUAUGUUCAAAGAUACGAGUAUCUUUCUCAUGUCAUGCUUCCGGCGGCCAGCUUAAAGAGUGGUAAAAGAGUCGAGCAGCUCCUAACGAUUUUAGAUCUCAGAGGAUUUCAGAUGAGUCAGAUAAACACAAAAUUGAAGGCCUUUUUGAGCGCAAUGACUCUCGUUACACAAAAUUACUAUCCAGAGCUCCUGGGUAAACUCCUCUUUGUAAAUACUCCUGGUAUGUUCUCAGCCCUUUGGGCCAUCUUCUCGGGUCUUUUGGAUAAAAAGACACUUGGAAAAAUCACUGUUAUAUCUUCCAAGACUGAAUCAAGGGCGAAGAUUCUUGAGCUCGUUGAACCUGAUCAACUGCCAGAGUUUCUCGGUGGUACUCAGCCAGACGAUACAUGGCAAACGAGCCAUUUUGGACCGUGGGGAGAUGAAGAAAUUAUAAAAUCUCUCAGGGACACGAAUCCACAUCUACCACUUGAGCUUUUUGAGCUAAAGUGUUUGUAG